Molecule: messenger RNA, 2811 nt
Organism: Phaedon cochleariae (mustard beetle)
Lineage: Eukaryota; Metazoa; Arthropoda; Insecta; Coleoptera; Chrysomelidae
Source: the annotation of a GenBank genome assembly
GGUCAACAGCUCGUUGUCGAAGCAGCCUUCACGGGCAACCCCAUCCCCAGCGCCGAAUGGACGAAGGACGGCGCUCCUCUACUACCCUCCGACAGGGUGCUGAUGACGUGCGACGGCCGGCGCGUCGGCGUCCGUAUCGACAAAGCGACGACCGCCGACGCCGGCGUUUAUGGGGUGCGGAUCGUUAGCCCCAUGGGGGAGGACAAGACGGAGGGGAAGGCCAAGGUCAGGAAGGUGUUCAUGGCGCCGACGUUCACGCAGCGGUUCGGCGAUUUGCAGCAGCUACCAGAAAGAGAUGCCAAAUUCCCAUGCAGAGUCACCGGAGUACCCCAACCGGAAGUCGUAUGGACCAAAGAUGGCGAACCGCUGAGAGAAACCGAUAAAUAUCAUAUCAAGAGAGACGGAGAUUUGUGCUGCCUCUACGUCUUGAACUGCACAGAAGGGGACGCUGGGGUUUACAGGGCCACCGCCAUCAAUCAAGAGGGACAAGAUAACUGUACAGCCACUCUGGAAAUUGUCAGAGAAAUCAAAGCACAAAAGAAGAUAGAACCCCCGGUCUUCCUCAAACGCAUCGGCGAUACGGAGCUCUUCAAGGCCAUGACGGCCAAGUUCACAGCCUGCGCCUCAGGAAUUCCAGAACCCACCGUCGAGUGGUUCCACAACGACAAGAAGCUAUUCCCGUCCACCAGGAUCCGGAUGGACAAGGAUACGGCGGGGCUGUUGAGAUUAGCAAUUAGUGGGGUGGAUGUGGAUGAUUUGGGAAGGUAUUCCUGCAAGAUCAGUAACGAGCACGGCAGCGAUAUUUGCCAUGGUACUUUGAAGUUCGACGAAGGCCUCGAACCGAAACCAAAACGCCCCAUCACCGACCAGUACGCCGACUUCGACAAGUACAAGCGCACAGGUGCGCCCAUGCCACUCUCCGACCCGCCCAUCAUUUCGCGCAUGACCGACCGGCACUGCACGCUGUCAUGGCGGCCGUCUAUGCCCGGUGGGCCUAGGCCGCCUGUUACCUACCAGCUGGAGAUGUGCGAAAUGCCGCAUGGCGAUUGGUUCACGGUACGGUCGGGCAUAAGGAGUUGCGCGUGCGGGGUGAGGAACUUGGAGCCGUUCAGGGACUACAAGUUCCGUGUUCGAGUGGAGAACAAGUACGGGAUCAGCGAUCCAUCACCGUUCGCUUUAACUCACAGGCAAAAACUGGAGCUGGAACUGCCCAAAUUCCGGCCGUACCUGCCGCCCGAGAUCGACUUCCGCCCCGAGACCUCCCCCUACUUCCCCAAGGACUUCGACAUCGAACGCCCGCCCCACGACGGUAUGGCGCAGGCGCCGCGAUUCCUGCGCCAGGAACACGACACCCAAUACGGCGUCAAGGACCAGGGCGCAAACCUGUUCUGGUUCGUGUACGGGUACCCGAAGCCGAAGAUGAGCUACUACUUCAACGACGAGCUGAUCGAAACAGGCGGGAGGUUUGAUUCAAGCUACACCAGGAACGGACAGGCUACAUUGUUCAUCAACAAAAUGCUCGAAAGAGACGUCGGCUGGUACGAAGCUGUUGCCAGAAAUGAACAUGGAGAGGCCAGGCAAAGAGUGCGUUUGGAAAUUGCCGAAUUACCCUACUUCCUCAGGAGACCAGAAAUCGAUUACGUCAUGUUAAGAGGAAAAGCCAAGUUCGAAGCUCGAAUAAUCGGGGUGCCAUACCCAGAAAUCAAGUGGUACAAGGACUGGAAACCUUUGGCCGCUUCAACCAGAAUCAAGAUCGCUUUCAUCGAACCCGACCUCCACAUCCUCACCAUCAAUGACGUCAUCCUGAAGGACGAAGGCCUGUACUCGGUGAGCGCGCGCAACGUUGCCGGCUGCGCGUCCAGCAGCGCCAUGUUGCACGUCGAGGAGAACGAGCACGAGUACAAGAUGAGGAACUACACGAACUUGUCCCCGUUGAAGUCGAAGAGGAAGGCGUACACAGACUUCUACGAUAUCGGUGAUGAGUUGGGACGCGGGACGCAGGGCAUAACCUAUCAUGCAGUGGAAAGGUUGAAUGGUCGCAACUAUGCCGCCAAGGUGAUGCACGGCAAGGGUGAGUUGCGCCCGUUCAUGUACAACGAGCUAGACAUGCUGAACGAGCUCAGGCACAGAAAGCUCAUCUCCCUCCACGACUCCUACGAUACCGACGACUCUCUGACGCUGAUUCUCGAGCUGGCAGGUGGCGGCAGUCUCGUGCAGGACCACCUGCUAAGGCAGGAGUGGUACACGGAGAGCGACAUAGCAGGAUUCGUGAGGCAGAUGCUGCAGGGGCUAGACUACAUGCACGACCGAGGAUACGGCCACAUGGGUCUCAAUCUGGGCGAUCUCCUGCUGUCCCACCCAGGCGGCGACGACCUCAAACUAACGGACUUCAGCCUGUCCCGCCGCAUCCAAGCGGGCUCUCACUACCCGCUCAAGUACGGUGUGCCGGAGUACGCCAGUCCCGAAGCGGUCAACGGAGACGGCGUCGGGUUCGGUCACGAUAUGUGGAGCAUCGGCAUCAUCACGUAUAUUUUGUUGUCUGGUCGGUCUCCGUUCAGAGGAGAAAAUGACAGAGAGACUCUCAACAACAUCAAGUCGGGCAAGUGGAUGUUCGAGGACAGUUGGUGGUCGAACAUCAGCGUCGAAGCCAGAGACUUCAUCAGCAGGCUACUGGUGUACGAUAGCGAGACGAGAAUGGACGUCAGAACGGCCCUGAGACACUCCUGGCUGGAAAGAGCAGAUAAAAGUUAUUCGGACGAGUGGCGGAUCAGCAGCUCGUACCUCAGCGAUUACUGGAGGUUGUACAGGUGA